Molecule: messenger RNA, 4584 nt
Organism: Zea mays
Lineage: Eukaryota; Viridiplantae; Streptophyta; Magnoliopsida; Poales; Poaceae
Source: the annotation of a RefSeq genome assembly
AUGGCAGAACGGGCCAACCUGGUCUUUCAUAAUAAAGAGAUAGACGGAACUGCUAUGAAACGGCUUAUUAGCAGAUUAAUAGAUCAUUUCGGAAUGGGAUAUACAUCCCAUAUACUGGAUCAAAUAAAGACUCUGGGCUUCCAUCAAGCCACUACUACAUCGAUUUCUUUAGGAAUCGAGGAUCUUUUAACAAUACCCUCUAAAGGAUGGUUAGUCCAAGACGCGGAACAACAGAGUUUUCUUUUGGAGAAACACUAUUAUUAUGGAGCUAUACACGCGGUAGAAAAAUUACGCCAAUCCGUUGAGAUAUGGUAUGCUACAAGUGAAUAUUUGAAACAAGAAAUGAAUUCGAAUUUUCGAAUAACGGAUCCUUCUAAUCCAGUCUAUCUAAUGUCUUUUUCAGGAGCCAGAGGAAAUGCAUCUCAGGUACACCAAUUAGUAGGUAUGAGAGGGUUAAUGGCGGAUCCUCAAGGACAAAUGAUUCAUUUACCUAUUCAAAGCAAUUUACGCGAGGGACUUUCUUUGACAGAAUAUAUAAUUUCCUGCUACGGAGCCCGAAAAGGGGUUGUAGAUACUGCUGUACGAACAGCGGAUGCUGGCUAUCUUACACGUAGACUUGUUGAAGUAGUUCAACAUAUUAUUGUGCGUAGAAGAGAUUGUGGUACUAUCCAAGGUAUUUCUGUGAGUCCUCAAAAUGGGAUGACGGAAAAACUUUUUGUCCAAACACUAAUUGGUCGUGUAUUAGCAGACGAUAUAUAUAUUGGUUCACGAUGCAUUGCUUCUCGAAAUCAAGAUAUUGGAAUUGGAUUAGUCAAUCGAUUCAUAACUGCCUUUCGAGCACAACCGUUUCGAGCACAACCAAUAUAUAUUAGAACCCCCUUUACUUGCCGGAGCACAUCUUGGAUCUGUCAAUUAUGUUAUGGGCGGAGUCCCACUCAUGGGGAUCUGGUCGAAUUGGGGGAAGCUGUAGGUAUUAUUGCGGGUCAAUCAAUUGGGGAGCCGGGGACUCAAUUAACAUUAAGAACUUUUCAUACUGGUGGAGUAUUCACAGGGGGUACUGCCGACCUUAUACGAUCCCCCUCGAAUGGAAAAAUCCAAUUCAAUGAGGAUUUGGUUCACCCCACACGUACCCGUCAUGGGCAGCCUGCUUUUCUAUGCUAUAUAGACUUGCAUGUAACUAUUCAGAGUCAGGAUAUUCUACAUAGUGUGAAUAUUCCGUUAAAAAGCUUGAUUCUAGUGCAAAAUGAUCAAUAUGUAGAAUCUGAACAAGUAAUUGCGGAGAUUCGUGCCGGAACGUCCACUUUGCAUUUUAAAGAAAAGGUACAAAAGCAUAUUUAUUCCGAAUCAGACGGGGAAAUGCACUGGAGUACUGAUGUUUACCAUGCGCCCGAAUAUCAAUAUGGUAAUCUUCGUCGAUUACCAAAAACAAGCCAUUUAUGGAUAUUGUCAGUAAGUAUGUGCAGAUCCAGUAUAGCAUCUUUUUCGCUGCACAAGGAUCAAGAUCAAAUGAAUACUUAUUCUUUUUCUGUUGAUGGAAGAUAUAUCUUUGACUUCUCAAUGGCUAAUGAUCAAGUAAGCCAUAGACUGUUGGAUACUUUUGGUAAAAAAGAUAGAGAAAUUCUUGAUUAUUUAACGCCAGAUCGAAUCGUGUUCAACGGUCAUUGGAAUUGUUUCUAUCCUUCCAUUCUUCAAGAUAAUUCAGAUUUGUUGGCGAAAAAGCGAAGAAAUAGGCUCGUCGUUCCAUUACAAUAUCAUCAAGAACAAGAAAAAGAGCGAAUAUCCUGUUUGGGUAUUUCAAUGGAAAUACCCUUUAUGGGUGUUUUACGUAGAAAUACUAUUUUUGCUUAUUUUGACGAUCCACGAUACAGAAAAGAUAAAAGGGGUUCAGGAAUUGUUAAAUUUAGAUAUAGGACCCUGGAGGAAGAAUAUCGGACCCAAGAGGAAGAGUAUAGGACUCGAGAGGAAGAAUAUCGGACUCGAGAGGAAGACUCAGAAGACGAAUAUGAGAGCCCAGAGAACAAAUAUAGGACCCGAGAGGGAGAGGGCGAAUAUAAAAUCCUAGAAGACGAAUAUAGGACUCUAGAGGACGAAUAUGAAACCCUAGAAGAUGAAUAUGGGAUCCUAGAGGACGAAUAUAGGACUCUAGAGAAAGACUCAGAGGAAGAAUAUGGGAGCCUAGAGAACAAAUAUAGGACUCGAGAGGGAGAGGGCGAAUAUGAAAUCCUAGAGGAAGAAUCAGAAGAAGAAUAUGGGAGCUCUGAAGAUGGCUCAGAGAAGGAAUAUGGGACUUUAGAAGAAGACUCAGAAGAAGACUCAGAGGAAGACUCAGAAGACGAAUAUGGGAGCCCGGAGGAAGAUUCUAUCUUAAAAAAAGAGGGUUUUAUUGAGCAUCGAGGAACAAAAGAAUUUAGUCUAAAAUACCAAAAAGAAGUAGAUCGGUUUUUUUUCAUUCUUCAAGAACUGCAUAUCUUGCCGAGAUCCUCAUCCCUAAAGGUACUUGACAAUAGUAUUAUUGGAGUCGAUACACAACUCACAAAAAAUACAAGAAGUCGACUAGGUGGAUUGGUCCGAGUGAAGAGAAAAAAAAGCCAUACAGAACUCAAAAUCUUUUCCGGAGAUAUUCAUUUUCCUGAAGAGGCGGAUAAGAUAUUAGGUGGCAGUUUGAUACCACCAGAAAGAGAAAAAAAAGAUUCUAAGGAAUCAAAAAAAAGGAAAAAUUGGGUUUAUGUUCAACGGAAAAAAUUUCUCAAAAGCAAGGAAAAGUAUUUUGUUUCGGUUCGACCUGCAGUCGCAUAUGAAAUGGACGAAGGGAUAAAUUUAGCAACACUUUUCCCGCAGGAUCUCCUGCAAGAAGAGGAUAAUCUCCAACUUCGACUUGUCAAUUUUAUUUCUCAUGAAAAUAGCAAGUUAACUCAAAGAAUUUAUCACACGAAUAGUCAAUUCGUUCGAACUUGCUUAGUAGUGAAUUGGGAACAAGAAGAAAAAGAGGGAGCUCGUGCUUCUCUUGUUGAGGUAAAAACAAAUGAUCUAAUUCGCGAUUUCCUAAGAAUUGAGUUAGUCAAGUCUACUAUUUUGUAUACACGAAGAAGGUAUGAUAGGACAAGUGUAGGAUUGAUUCCCAAUAAUAGGUUAGAUCGCAACAAUACCAAUUCCUUUUAUUCCAAGGCGAAGAUUCAAUCACUUAGCCAACAUCAAGAAGUUAUUGGCACCUUGUUGAAUCGAAAUAAAGAAUAUCCAUCUUUGAUGAUUUUGUUGGCAUCCAACUGUUCUCGAAUUGGUUUAUUCAAGAAUUCUAAAUAUCCCAAUGCGGUAAAAGAAUCGAAUCCUAGAAUUCCUAUUCGAGAUAUUUUUGGGCUCUUAGGCGUUAUUGUACCUAGUAUAUCGAAUUUUUCUUCAUCUUACUAUUUAUUAACGCAUAAUCAGAUCUUGUUAAAAAAAUACUUGUUCCUUGACAAUUUGAAACAAACCUUACAAGUACUUCAAGGACUUAAAUACUCUUUAAUAGACGAAAAUAAAAGGAUUUCGAAUUUUGACAGUAACAUCAUGUUGGAGCCAUUCCAUUUGAAUUGGCACUUUCUCCAUCAUGACUCAUGGGAAGAGACAUUGGCAAUAAUUCACCUUGGACAAUUUAUUUGUGAAAAUUUAUGUCUAUUUAAAUUACACAUAAAAAAAUCUGGUCAAAUUUUCAUUGUUAAUAUGGACUCCUUUGUUCUAAGAGCAGCUAAGCCUUAUUUGGCCACUAUAGGAGCAACUGUUCAUGGUCAUUAUGGAAAAAUCCUUUACAAAGGAGAUAGGUUAGUUACGUUUAUAUAUGAAAAAUCGAGAUCCAGUGAUAUAACGCAAGGUCUUCCAAAAGUAGAACAAAUCUUCGAAGCGCGUUCAAUUGAUUCACUAUCGCCGAAUCUCGAAAGGAGAAUUGAGGAUUGGAAUGAACGUAUACCAAGAAUUCUUGGGGUUCCCUGGGGAUUCUUGAUUGGAGCUGAGCUAACCAUAGCCCAAAGUCGUAUCUCUUUGGUUAAUAAGAUCCAAAAGGUUUAUCGAUCCCAAGGGGUACAGAUCCAUAAUAGACAUAUAGAGAUUAUUAUACGCCAAGUAACAUCAAAAGUAAGGGUUUCCGAAGAUGGAAUGUCUAAUGUUUUUUUACCUGGGGAAUUAAUAGGACUAUUGCGAGCGGAACGAGCAGGGCGGGCUUUAGAUGAAUCGAUCUAUUAUCGGGCAAUCUUAUUGGGAAUAACAAGGGCUUCCCUGAAUACCCAAAGUUUCAUAUCUGAAGCAAGUUUUCAAGAAACUGCUCGAGUUUUAGCAAAAGCUGCCCUACGAGGUCGUAUUGAUUGGUUGAAAGGUCUGAAAGAAAACGUAGUUCUGGGGGGGAUUAUACCUGUUGGUACCGGAUUCCAAAAAUUUGUGCAUCGUUCCCCACAAGACAAGAACCUUUAUUUAGAAAUUCAAAAAAAAAAUCUAUUCGCGUCGGAAAUGAGAGAUAUUUUGUUUCUCCAUACAGAAUUAGUUUCUUCUGAUUCUGACGUAACAAACAAUUUCUAUGAAACAUCAGAGACCCCGUUUACCCCUAUUUAUACGAUUUAA